This is a messenger RNA of Ostrinia furnacalis (Asian corn borer), 2112 nucleotides long. Its product is annotated as GATA zinc finger domain-containing protein 10-like. The transcript has a single exon. Bases 1 to 2112 code for a protein of 703 amino acids. NCBI's taxonomy places the organism in Eukaryota, Metazoa, Arthropoda, Insecta, Lepidoptera, Crambidae. The record is from RefSeq and is a predicted model, not a curated record.
AUGACUUAUAUGAGAAGCCAUGAAGAGAUUACUUGCUCCAAUAAAACGGUACAAACAGAACAAUCUAUUUACCUUUCGGAUGUUGAAGAGCACAUGUUAUAUUUUAUAAGGACAUAUAAAAUUAGCAUUUUGCGGUUAUGCACCCUUUGUUAUGGCGUGGUGUACAACUACAGUGCGAAGAAGUACACUGUGGAAACAGAGCCUAUCUUAAUAGACAGCGACAGCGACGACGAAGACCCGCCAGAGUCGCCAGAAAAGAAUAAAUAUAUCAGUGCCUCGUGUGUAGACCAAUCGAUACUUGAGGCACUGCACAAAAACUACAAAAGGCCUCCUAAAACUGCUCGUAAUACCGUGACAGAAAGUUCGAGUAGACAAAGAUAUAGACCUAACUCCAUUAUAUCAGUAAAAGAGAUCGGGAUUAACACCGACAUAUCUGGGAAUUGCCACGCUCGUACAGAAGCACCAGUAAAAAGUAACGUGCCAAAUAUCACAGCAAGUUUACCCCAAAGAAGAGAUAUGGACUUGUCAAGUUCACGUUCCAUGGAUGUAAAUCCAAAGACCUUCAUCUUAAACAGAUGGGCUCAGGAAUCGAAUACAUCUCAAGAUUCGACUUCACAAAUGGACAGCAGUAACCAGUCACCACCAGUCAGCAGAAAAGAGACAGUACAGAUCACAGAAAGUCGGAUGAUACCACCAAUUGAAUACAAUGACAUUAUACAUGAGCAACUACCAUCAACACAGCAGCAACCGUUUGAUGAACCGGUAUCACAGAAUAAACCUGUACGAACAGAUCCAUCGUCUGUACCUGGUUCUAGCGGGUCGGUAUUAAAAUACCACUUGCAAACACUUUUGCCGUCGGCCCCUGACAGAGGACACGACGGAUCACCGGAAACUCCCAUACCCUUAGUCAAAAAGGUCACAGAGAAUGAACAAGACAUUUUUUGCCCGAGGCCGAAGUCUGUUUUUAAUCCAGGACCAGGGCACGAGUAUGUGUCCCCACAUACACUGUAUUAUCCCCCGUCGACGCAUUUUGAUCGAAUGGAAUUGUUCGGUAGAAAUGAAUUGGGAAACCACAGGUUCUUACCAUAUCCAAACUUACAACAAUAUUCGAAUACUGAGAAUAUGAAUACUUUGGAUUUGUCUUCUGGAAAUCACUUAAUGAUGUUGCAAAAACAACAUCAACAAUUGUUACAACAGCAAGAACAGGAACAAAGAUAUGUUCAGGGGUUGCACCAUAUGCCUAACCAGCCGCAGCAACCGCUGCGGACGUCACCGCCGCAGCAGCAACCACAAGAGCCGCAGCUGAAUCAACAAAUGGAAUCACCACCGCAUCACCAACAAAUACAACCACCACUGCUUCACCAAUCUAUGAUACACUCACAACAAUAUCAUCAAAUGCCACCCCCAGCCGCGGUAAACUCUUACACAAACGACAUCCCUGAACCAGACAGAGAAGAGCCAGCCCCGAAGAGACCACGAAUUGAGCAAAACGAGACUAAUUUGCGCAAUACGAGGAUCGAACGUCCUCAACCUGCGCCUAAGACAUAUUCGAGGAAACAAGUAUAUACCCGUCGCAACAGCACAUCUGACUGGCCAAGUAAUAUUGCUACCAAUAAUAUUGUAGCCAGCCACAUGGCAGCCAGUAACAUGACAGUUACUAAUAUGCCAUCGAAUGAUAUUAUGCCUGCAAAUAAUAUGGCAUUGAAUAAUUUGGCAGCGAAUAAUAUGCCACCAAAUAAUAUUGCGGCGAAUAUUAUGGCAGCAAAUAAAAAUAUAGCAACAAAUAAUAUUGCAGCGAAUAAUAUCGCAGCAAAUAUUAUGGCCGCGGCGAAUAAUAUGGCUGGGAAUAACAUGGCUGCGAAUAACAUGCCAGCCACUAGCACGCCUAAUAACAGCCAGAUGUUCCAGCGUGGUCAUAUGGGCCAGCAAUGGCCGAACUCGCGCAUGCCGUCGAUUGCGAUGCAUCAAGGCGGCCAGCACCAGGCCCCCAUCAGCCAGAACUGGCCACAGAGGCCCGAGGCGCUGCAUCACGGUCGAUGGCCAGUGCCGGGUUGCUCCUGCGCACCAUGCAUCCGGAUGUUAAAGAUCGAACGUUACAGGAAACGUCAAUAA